Molecule: messenger RNA, 258 nt
Organism: Hypoxylon trugodes
Lineage: Eukaryota; Fungi; Ascomycota; Sordariomycetes; Xylariales; Hypoxylaceae
Exons: 2
Coding region: 1-258 (85 amino acids)
Source: RefSeq, a predicted model, not a curated record
AUGGCCCAAAAAUACGAAGAGCCGCCGGCAUACCAAGGCCCCCCACAACCGCCUCAAGCCGCAUACCAAACGAACCCGAACAUGGGCUACCAACAACAGCCCGGUCCCCCCCUAGCGCAACAAGCGGGCUACUACCCGCCUCCGCAACAACAAGGCGGAUACUACCCGCCGCAAGGCCAGUACCCUCCGCAGAGCAGUGAUCGCGGUGGAAGCGGAGCUACCGGGUGUCUUGGGUUCUUGGAGGGGAUUUCGCAAUGA